Cucurbita maxima (winter squash) is the source of this 5165-nucleotide messenger RNA. RefSeq lists its product as uncharacterized. Lineage: Eukaryota; Viridiplantae; Streptophyta; Magnoliopsida; Cucurbitales; Cucurbitaceae. The record is from RefSeq and is a predicted model, not a curated record. The coding region runs from base 450 to 4952 and encodes 1500 amino acids. The transcript is spliced from 9 exons.
GUUGUGUGAUAAUCUUUUUAAAGAAUGUUGACAACGCCCUCCACAGGCUUGUAGUAGGUCAACUUGUUGUGUAUAUGGAUUGGGACCUGGAUGCGCAUGCGAGCCAACCCACGCUUCAACGUGCUUCUCUUCAUCUUCUGUUUCUAUCCUAGCACCCACUGUGAUCGGCUGGAGAAGUGUUUUAUUUGUGUACCAGAAGAUUAGUUAGAAUCGGACGGCAUAUUCAGAUUUUGGAGUUAACAAUAAUCCCACCGACACUCCAAUCUCCAAAUCUCCACGUCCCUGAACCAGUUCUCAAGAUCUGCACCUGCAAUUAUCCACAUUCAUGCCUGCAACUCGAUGAUCUUCUCUACUCGAUCUGCCAAAUUCAACCCACUCCUUCGCUUUCGCUUCCGCAAUCUCCCUUUGUGAUCGUCUUUCGGAGUUUUGAGUCUUUUUUAUACAUAACGAUGGCUGACAUGGAUGUGCUCGCCGACUUCUCUGAGGUUAACGAGAAAUGUACCUUGGAUAUGAGUACCUACGAGAAUUUGCCUAAAGCCUGCAAUGCAGAACCCCUUGACUGUGCUACUGCAAUUCCUAAGGAUGAUACCGACGGUUCUUACGUUUUCGUUAGCUCCAACGAUGCUGCAACUUCCGAUGAUCACGUUGCUUCCGAUGUCAAUGGGCAAGCAAAGUGUUCCCAGAAUGUUGAUACGGAGAUUAAGGUUCGUGAUGGGGAAUUGAGUACUGACGACGAUAGAAAACCUGAAUCGAUUUUCGUUUCUGAUGCACUGGGGGAUUCCCAAUUCAAUUUUUCUGAUCAUGUGAAUAAGAGUGACGCAAUUCUGGAUGAGAUCAGAGUGGCGGAUGUCCUUCAAUCUUCUGACGCCAAGGAGGAUGAAGCGGAACCUCAACUGAAUUUUUCUCCAACGGUGGAAGAAACUCGAAUCCCGGAGGGCCAGGCUACCAACGAACCUUUUGAUGCAGUGACAAAUUCCGGCGAAAUCCAUGGGGUAGAGUCUCCUCAUGAAACUGAAGACAUUCACAUUCAGGAGGAAAAUCAAAUAAUUUCUACCCCUGGAUCUUCUAACCCCGAUUCAAAUCGUAGUGGAGAAGUCAAGGUGGAGUCUUCUCAAAUGGCGGAAGAUAUUCAAAUUCAUGAGGAUAAUGGAAUAGUGGGAAUCAUGAAGUCUUCUGAUACCGAAGAAAAUCCUGUGAUAGACAUUGAGGCGGAGUCUUCUCAGAAAGCAGACAGUAUCCAGAUUCACAAGGAAAAUGGAACGGUUGCAAUCAUGCUUUCUGAUACUGAGUCAAACCCUGGGGAAGAAACCGAGGUAGAGUCAUCUCUAAAGGCAGACGACACUCAGAAUCACGAGGAAAAUGGCAUAGUGAAAGCCUUUGAUUUGUCUAAUACCGAGGCAAAUCCUAGGUCAGAACUCGAGGAGGAAUCUUCUCGGGAGGUGGAGGACAUUGAGCUUAGGGGGCAAAAUGAAAUAGUCGACACCAACACAUCGUCUGCUUCCAUGGAAAAGCGUGGGGAAGAAGGGGAAGUAAUUCCCGAGGAUAAUGAAACAGUGGUUAUCAAUGAAUUGUCUGAUACCAUACCUAACCGCAGUGAAGAAACUGAGAUGGAAUCUUUUGAGAGAGAGGAAAGCAUUCGAGAAUCACAAGAUGCCACGAUGGAGGCUGCUGACUGCCAUUGUGUUAAUGUUCAAGAGAAGGUUGAUGAGAUGGUAAGUAAAGCUGUGGUAAGCGAUUCUGUAGGAGGAAUAGGAGAAUCUCAAAUUAUAAGUUUGGGUGCUGCUAAAUCCGAGGUAGAUCAUCUUGAUGAUUCCGUGGAAGACGUUAAAGGGGAAUGUAAACAAGGGGUUGCAUUGAAUGAAGAGAACCCUGAGAGCACUCAAAUUACAAUUAGUCAGGAUGGCGAACGUUUCCAGGUUGCUGGUGAGGAACAAGAAAGUUUAAAUAAUGAACUUUCUCUUUUAGAGCCCUCAGAAGAAAACAAAGCGGACAUGGAGCAGGAUUUGGAAGCAACUCCUAGUCCAUUGGUCUGUCCAGAAGACAUAAAUGGUUCUAUGCCCAUUAGGACGGAUGAUGGCUUGCCAACUAGUAUGGAUCAAGAUGACCCCUUGGAGGCUAUUGAUGACAAAGACACUAUAGUUAACAGGACCAGCUUCCAUGACCUUACUGAAUCCUCACCUGGCUCUGUAGAUUAUGAUAUUGCUACUGAUGAAACUCAUAUAUUAUCUCCUACGAUGUUUAUUAGUGAUCCAAGAGUAGAGUUAAGUGAGAUUACCGUGAAUGAACAAGUGGUGAAUCAUGUGUUCGAACUGGAAGAGAAUUCAGAGACGGUUUCUCAACCUAAGGUGGACGAAUGUAUCAAGGUUGGAGAUUUGGAAUGUACAGUCUCUGGAAAUGAAGAUGAUAUGCCCACUGCACUCGACCAAUCUAGAAUUGCUUGUGGUGACAACUCUGUUGCUGGCAGUCAAUUAAUCCCCGAGGACAUUGAGCGAGUGGAAAGCAUUGAAACAGCAGUAUCUAUUGUUGUGAUAGGAAAUACUAAGAUUGAAAUAAGGGAAACGCCUUCUGUGAACUGUCUUAAUGAUCCAUUUCUGAGAUCCGAUCUUCACGUUGAGCAUUAUACAAUGUCUGAAAAUGUGGCCUCUGCUGGUGAUGAUGUCCUACCGGAUCAGGAAGUCAGUGAAAAUCGUGAGGAUGACCUUCUUGGUGACUCUAAUUUUGAGAUCAUGUGUGAGAACGGUCACAUCGAAAAAGACGACCAAUCAACUUUCCACAGUAAUGAUAUGAGAUCAAAAUCUAAGGAUUGUACUUCAAUUGAAAGUGAAGAGAGAGGUUCCACUGUUCCUGAAGUUUUUAAUGGUGUCGUUAAAUCUCCUGCAAUUCCACAAAGUUCUGCUGUUGAAACAGACUCGGAAUCGCAUGAUAACAAAAGCAGCUCAAGUCUAACUGCUAACGAGAAUUCAGUGGAUGACAUCGAGAUUACAUCUUCCAUGGGAGGUGGUAGCAGAACUAUACCUGGCGAUGAUUGCAGUAUGUCAAAAACUGAAGUUCUCAAGCGUUCCAUGAUAAAAGAUGAAGGGAAUCUGAACUCAAUCUCUGAUGUUGUCUUUGAAACUGACGGUAAGCUGACGAAAGAUGAAACUGAGGUCAUUCAUGAGGAUUGCCAGAAUGAACCUUCACCUGUUUCUCCAGAAGGUUCUGCUGAUGCUUUAACGGGGCAAAAUGUAGGGGCUGAGGCAGGAACAAGGCCGUUUAACUUUUUGGUUAAGGUACCUAGAUUUGAUGAUCAAAAUAUAAGAGAGCAGAUUAAGUGUGCUCAGACAGAAGUUGAUCGGAAGACCAAGGAUCGAGAUGCCAUUCGGGUUCAAAUACAGACAAUGAGGGCUGCAUGUAAAGCGUUGAGUGAUAAUCUUGAAGCAGCAAUGUCGGAAGGAAGAGCUGCAAGAGACUUGCUGAAGUCAAAAAGACUGGAGAUAGACUCUGUUCAGUCAGUGAUAACAAAAGUGAAGAAUGCAAUGUCCGUUGAGGAUAUCGAUGGCAGGAUACGCAACACUGAACACAUGAUAGAGCAUGAAACGCUGCCACUAAAAGAGGAAAAGCAAUUACUUCGUGAAAUCAAGCAAUUGAAGCAGCAGCGGGAACAGCUUUCAUCAACUAUGGGUAAGCAGGAAGAGCUUCAACAGGCACUGGACCAGAGGGACCAGAUUGAAGAGCGCCUAAAGCUAUUAAGAAAGGAGAUGGAUUUACUGAGGGGCAAUGUUUUGAAAGCCGAAUCAGUAAUAAAGGUUGCUAAGAAGAAAUAUAAUGACGAAAGCAUAAAGCUGGACGAGUUGCAAUCCCAGUUUAAAGCAGCCGAUGAGAUUCGCCAAGAAGCAUAUGCUAAUUUACAGAGUACGAGGAAGCAAUUGUCUGAGAAGAACAAAUACUGCUGGAAUUAUCGGAAGGACGCAAAGGAAGCCAAUGAAAUAGCAUUGAGUGGAGAUCUAGAGAGACUGCAACGUUUGUGUGUUAAUCAGGUAGAGCGCAUGAUGGAACUGUGGAACACAAAUGCCGAGUUCAGGGAAGAAUAUAUUAAGAGCAACAUGAGGAGUACCCUGUGGCGACUAAAGACGUUGGAUGGCCGCUCCCUUGGCCCCAAUGAAGAGCCGCAUGUACCGAACCAUAUUGUAAAGGAGAGACCAGCGAAGGACAAUUCUCUUUUAACGGUUUCAACAAUGCAGGAAACAGAAAAAUUGAUACCCGCUGCUGAUGCUGAUGAUGCGAGAGACAAUGACAAAUCAGUGACGAAAGUAGCCGAAACGAAGAAUCGAACGACAAAAAAGAAGCCGGAAACAGUUGUGGCCUUAGAGAGUGGCCCCAGAAGUAUCUCUAGCGAGAAUGAGGUAGAAGAGCCACCGCGACCAGUGGAGAUUAAGCGAACAAGAGAGGAAGAGGAGCUGGCGGCGAAAGCAGAAGAGUUGAGAAAGGAAGAGGAAGCAAUCAAGUUGAAGGAGCGACGUAAGUUGGAAGAGAAGGCCAAAGCCAAAGAGGCGUUGGAGAGGAAAAGAAGAAAUGCUGAGAAAGCUCAGGCCAGGGCGGCAAUUAAAGAACGGAAAGAGGCGGAAGAGAGAGAGAAGCUAAGGGAGAAAAGAGCAAAGAAGAAGGAAAGGAAGCUGGCAGCUGGGACGGAAGCUGGGAAUGGUCGGGAUGAAAUGGAAUGUGCUAUAGUCACCAAGACCCCAGCAGCAGAAGGUCCGAAGGAGGAGUCCGAAAACAGAGGUAAACAGGGGACAGCAGCGAAGAGGCGGCCUAAAAAAGCAUCGCAGUACACAAAGCAGAGCAAGACAAAGUCAAUGCCUCCGCCACUUCGAAACCGGGGUAAGAGGAGGAUGCAACCAUGGAUGUGGAUUCUUCUGACAACCCUGGUUGUAUUGGCGCUGUUCUUUGUCGGACAACAACAGCUUCUCUACUAGAUCUUCUUGGUUCGGUUUCCAAAUUUAGAAUGCAAUUCAAUUUUAUAUAGUUAUAGAGUGGCACACAAUUAGUUGGUGAAGGAAGGAUAUACGAUAUAGAUAGAUAGAUAUGGUAGGCUAAUUCUUUGGUUCUAUUUUCAAGAUUCAUCUCUCUACCCUUGAGAAUUAUUAACAGAAUGAAGUAUUUCCAUUACUAAGUAGUAUUUCAUUAUC